This is a messenger RNA of Camellia sinensis, 7291 nucleotides long. The record is from RefSeq and is a predicted model, not a curated record. NCBI's taxonomy places the organism in Eukaryota, Viridiplantae, Streptophyta, Magnoliopsida, Ericales, Theaceae.
UGUUAGUUCGUGGAAAGAGCCCUAUUUGCUAAGCUGUCAAAGAAAUAUGGAAAAGCAAUUUUCACAAAGCCCAAAGUUUCCAUACUCAGCUGCAGCACCUAAAAACCAGUUCAGAUCUCCAUUUCCUCCUAGUUAUCCCUUCAAUCAACUAAAAAAGGCUAUACUGCAAAGAAACACACAAAAGAGAGAAUGGCAGAGACUGCUGUGUUCAAUCUAUUAGCCAAAUUUUCACUCUUCUUUCAGCGAGAGGUGAAUUUGUUGAGCGGAGUUCGGGAAGAGAUCGAGUAUAUCAGGGAUGAAUUCGAGCGCAUGAUGGCUUUCCUCAGAGUUGCUGACUCUAUGGAAGAAAAUGACCCGGAACUCAAAGUUUGGGUCAAACAAGUUCGAGAUGCUGCAUAUGACACUGAAGAUGUUCUUGACAAAUUCAAGCUUAACUUCGCACGUAAUCAUGGCACUGGAUUCUGUGGUUUUGUUCGUAAGAUUUCUUUCUCCGUGAUGACUUUAAAAGCUCGCUACCAAAUUGCUUAUGAAGUGCAAAGAAUCAAGAACAGGGUCAUCAAUAUUUCCAUGGGACAUCAGAGGUACCAUGAUAGAUAUGGUAUACUAGAGCAAGGUUCAAGGUCCAUUGGUGUUAACAACGCAUGGUACGAUUGUCGUGGAGAUGCGCUUCUACUUGAAGAAGCUGAGCUUGUGGGCAUCGAGAAGCCCAAAACAAAACUGAUUGGGUGGUUGAUGGAGGGAGAUCCUAGACUCAAGGUGAUUUCGGUAGUGGGAAUGGGAGGAUUAGGCAAAACCACUCUCGUCAAAAAGGUCUACGAUGAUGCAGCAAUAAAGAAGCAUUUCCAGAUUCGGGCUUGGAUCACAGUUUCAGAAUCAUUCAAGAUUGAAGAGCUCUUAAAAAGCAUGAUUCACUGGCUCUUUAAAGAAGUCAAGCAACCAGUCCCACAAGGAGUGGAAACCAUGGAUUGGAACAGCCUAAAAGGAAUAAUAAAUGCCUUUCUACGUCAAAAGAGGUAUGUGCUUGUUUUUGAUGAUGUAUGGGAUAUUCAAGCAUGGCAAGUUUUUAGAUAUACAUUCCCUGAGUGCAACUGUGGAAGCCGAGUAAUGCUUACAACAAGAAAUGCUGAUUUAGCCUUAUUCUCUACUAGAGAAUAUAAUGGCUAUGUCUAUGAUCUCCAGCCCCUGUCUCCCCAAGAGUCCUGGGCCUUGUUUUGCAAAAAGACGUUUCAGGAGAACUAUUGCCCCUCACAUUUGGAAGGUCUUUUAACAAGCAUCUUGAGAAGAUGCGAGGGAUUGCCGCUUGCAAUAGUGGCUAUCAGUGGUCUUUUAUCGGUGAAGGACAAGAGCAGCGUAGCAGAGUGGGAGAAGACCUAUCAAAGCCUUGGUGCUGAACUAGAAGUAAAUAACCAACUCUUGAGCAUGAAGAAAAUAUUGUCACUCAGUUACAGUGAUUUGCCUCACUAUCUAAAGCUUUGUUUUCUGUACUUGAGUGUUUUUCCAGAGGACCAUCUAAUUGAACAUUGGAGAUUAAUUUGGUUGUGGAUAGCAGAAGGAUUUGUAGAAGUAAAAGAAGGAGCACCUAUAGAACAAGUUGCGGAGGGUUACCUCAAUGAGCUCGUCAAUAGAAGCUUGAUUCAAGUGGCGAAGAUAAAUGGUAAAAGGAGGAUUAAAUUAUAUCGCAUCCAUGACCUUUGGCGUGAAAUUAUUGUCUUCAAGUCAAGAGAGCAAAACAUUGUGACAAUAGCCAGUGAACGAGACACGAGGUGGCCUGAAAGAGUCCGACGCUUGUCAAUCCAUGAUCAUUUGGAACAUUUACAACAAAGCAAGCGUUUCAUUCAGCUACGUUCUUUGCUCCUAUUUAGCGCUACAUAUUCACCAAGCAUGUCGUCCAUGCUUGCAUCAUUAAGAGAUCUAAAGCUGCUGAAGGUGUUGGAUCUGAGUGGUGCCUCAUUAAAGAUUUUCCCGAAUGAAGUUGUCAAACUAGGCCAUCUCACGUAUCUAAGUUUAAAGGGAACUGAGGUAAAAAAACUUCCAAAGUCAAUAGGAAGGCUCAAGAACCUGGAAAUCUUGGACCUUAGACACACCUACGUCACUGAGUUGCCUGAUGAGAUCCUAAAUCUCCAAAGAUUGCGCCAUCUCUUGGCGUUUCGAUAUGAAGAAAAACGUAAUUAUUAUUCUUUUAAUAAUGAGUGUGGGUUCAAAUCCCCGGUUGAAAUAGGAAGUUUGACCUCCUUGCAGAAACUCGGUUCAAUUGAAGCAAACCACGGCAGUGGCAGCAUUGUACCAAGAGAGAUAGGGAAGCUGACCCAACUGAAGUCAUUAGGCAUUAUAAAGGUAAGAGGUGAAGAUGGUAUGGCACUAUGCUCAUCCCUUGAGAAGCUAAUCAACCUUUAUGCAUUGUAUGUUACUGCAACAGAAGAAGACGAGAUCAUUGAUCUAGAAUCUCUAUCUUCGCCUCCUCGACUUCUCCAAACACUAUUCCUAAAGGGACAUUUAGAGAAGUUACCACAUUGGAUACCUUCUCUUCAUAGCCUAGUGACAGUGUGUUUACGGUGGAGCAAGUUAAAAGAUGCUGAUCCACUGCAAUAUCUUCAAGGUUUACCCAAUCUGGUUUAUCUUGAUCUUGUUGAGGCAUAUGAAGGGGAGGAAUUGUGUUUCAAGGCUGGUGGGUUCCAGAAGCUUAAGAUUUUAUUGCUUAUUAGAUUAAAAGGAUUGAGGCGGGUGACAGUGAUGGAAGGUGCGAUGCCUCAUCUUGAAGAGCUAUACAUUGAGAAUUGCAAAUUGAUGGAGGAGUUGCCCUCAUGCAUUGAACAGCUAAUCAACCUUACAUUGCUUGACUUAUUUGAUAUGUCUGAUCUAUUGCUUUCCAAGUUGAAUAGAGACCUGCCAGGUGGGGAUUACUGGAGAAUAUCUCACAUCCCUGAAGUUUGGAUUGGGGACACAAAAGAUGGGCGCUGGAGAGGAACUAAUAUGUAGAGGGAGAGAGAAAAAGAAAGUUUCUAACAGAAAAAGAUGACAGCAGAAAGCCUGAAAACCCUUCAAUCUUGUAACAGUUCUGUCAUCUAGCCCUUCAAUUAGGAGGGAGGUCAGUGACUACACAAGGUGGGCUGCUAUUGUCUCAGCAUUCCAGCUCCCUACACUAGUGUCUCCAAUUGCUUUCCUUUUGGCGGGUUCUAGAUGAAGGGGAUUGGAUGCUUGACAUGGGAUUUGAGCCAGAAGCUUGUUCUAUAUUGAGCCAAACAUGUUCUGCUCGUCAAAUGGUUAUGUUUAGUGCUACAUGGCCUCCAGCUGUUCAUCAAUUAGCUCAAGAAUUCAUGGAUCCCAAUACAGUUAAGGUGGUUUUAGGUUCAGAGGAUUUAGCUGCCAACCAUGAUGUCAUGCAGAUAGUAGAGGUCUUGGAUGAUCGAGCACAUGAUGACCGUUUGGUUUCUUUGUUAGAGAAAUAGCGUAAAUCACAAAGGAUCGGGUAUCCAAGAGGCAGAUUGGGAUCGGGCGUAGAGUUGGAGAACUAUAUAUCUUGGACAACUUGCAUGUUCCUCCAGAAGUGUCUUCUACUGCAUUGUCUUCUUUUUGUUUAAACAAUAAGUCUUCUUUAUUUUAUAUUUGGCAUUCUAGGUUAGGUUAUCUGUCGAAUCAUCGUUUGAGGAUGUUAGUUUGGUCUGGACAUUUAGGCAAUUUUUCCAUUGAUGAUAUUUCUGAAUGUCGUGAUUGUAAACUGACUAAAAUGUUUGCUUUUCCUUUUAAAAAAAGUGGUUGUAUUUCAUCUUCUCUUUUUCAAUUGGUUCAUAUUAAUGUUUGGGGUCCUUCCCCUAUAGUUACCAAGGGUGGUUCUCAAUAUUAUGUGUCUUUUGUGGAUGAUCACAGUUGGUUUAACUGGGUUUAUUUGAUGACUUGAAAAUAUGAUUUUUACAAAAUAUAUUCUAAUUUUCACUCUAUGAUUCGCACUCAGUUUUCCGCCACCAUUAAAGUUCUUCGUUCUGAUUUAGGGGGAUAUAUUCUAAUUUUCACUCCAUGAUUCGCACUCAGUUUUCCGCCACCAUUAAAGUUCUUCGUUCUGAUUUAGGGGGUGAGUAUUACUUGUCUGAGUUUGAGGAGUGUUUAGCUACUCCUGACACUAUUCAUCAGUCUUCGUGUUUUGACACUCUUGCCCAAAAUGGUCGAGCUAAGCGCAAACAUCGCCAUCUCCUUGAUACAGCUCGCUUGUUGUUGCUCUCGUCUUUUGUUCUGUCUGUUUUUUGGGGAGAAGCUGUGCUCCCUGCUGCAUAUCUUCUCAAUCGAAUGCCUAUAUGAGCGUCUUUUUGGUGUUACUCUCAAUUAUUCUCUUCUUCGUAUUUUUGGUUCUGUAUGCUUUGUGCUUCUUCCUAAAUGAGCGCGCUCUAAGCUUAGUUCUCGUUGUGUCCUAUGUGUCUUUUUAGGGUAUGGCAUUAAUCAGAAGAGUUAUUGGUGCUAUGAUCCUGCCACUAAAAAGCUAUAUGUGUCUAAACAUGUCACUUGUUAGAAAAACUACCCUAUUACACUAUACCUUCCACCCCUGUCCCUAUUUCCAAGGAUGAAUUGGUUCGCAUUGACCUAUUUUCUCCUGAUGUUUCUCCCAAUGAGUUUGUUUUUGAUCUUGAGGUCUCUACUUUGCCUCUUACUAGCACUCCUGACAUCUUGCCAGCUAUUUCCUCUCCAGCUCCCGUUUCCCCUGCUCCUCUUCUUGUUUAUUAGCGCCACAAAGCACUUCCGAGCUCGCCUGUCUCUAGCUCUACUGUCCUUCCAGCUGUUUCUUUGGAUCCUGCUCCUCCUGCACAUCACUUUCCAAACCGAGACUGUCAUCCUCCAAACAGGUAUGGUUUUGGUAGUACAUGUUUUUCCCUUUCCUAUCAGUCUUUUCUUUCUUGUCUUCAUACUUAUUUUGAGCCUAGGUCCUAAAAGGAAGCUUGUCAUGAUUCCAAUUAGAUUGCUGCCAUGAAUGGCGAGUUAACUGCUUUGGCUAACACUUAGACAUGAGAUUUUGUUUCAUUACCUGCUGGCAAGAAUGUUAUAGGCUGUAAAGGGGUCUAUAAGGUCAAAACCCUUUCUGAUGGUUCUUUGGAAUGGUACAAGCUUAUUUGGUUGCCCAAGGCUUUUCUUAGGAGUAUAGGAUUGAUUAUGAUGAGACUUUGCUCCCAUUGCCAAGAUGACUACUGUUCGCACUCUUAUCUCUGUUGCUGCUGCCCAUCACUAGCCUUUGUUUCAACUAGAUGUCAAAAAUACUUUUCUGAAUGGGCAUCUUGCUGAAGAAGUGUAUAUGCGCCCUCCAUCGGGUCUCUCUCACCCUCCUGGUGUUGUUUGUCAUCUUCGCCGUGCUCUAUAUGGUCUCAAGCAGUCUCCUCGUGCUUGGUAUGAGCGAUUUCACUCUGUUGCACUUUAGCUUGGUUUUCACCCUAGUCAUCAUGAUUGUGCUCUCUUUGUUCGGUGCACUUCUGUUGGCCUUGUUCUCCUUCUCUUAUAUGUGGAUGAUAUGAUCAUCACUGGUUUUGAUUAUAGUACUAUUGAGGAGGUUAAGCAUCAGUUGUUUAAGGAGUUCGAGAUAAAGGAUUUAAGAUCUCUUCGAUAUUUUCUUGGUAUUGAGGUUGUUACUUCUCCUAGUGGAUAUCUUCUCUUUCAGACUAAGUAUGCCCGCGAUAUUCUUUCUUGUGCCAAUCUCACUGAUGACAAAAUUGUCGACACUCCUCUUGAGUUGCAUGCUAUGUUUUCUGCUUCUGAUGGCAUUCCUCUUGACGAUCCCACUUUGUACCGCGAGUUGGUUGGGUGCCUUGUUUAUCUCACUGUUAUUCGUCCGGAUAUCUUAUAUGUUGUGCAUAUUCUCAGUCAGUUUGUUUCUGCUCCUCGUUCCACACAUUAAGCUGCCUUACUCCGUACUCUGCACUACCUUCGUGGCACUUUGCUGCAAUGUUUGCUGUUAUCUGCCUCUUUGGACUUGACUCUCCGUGCCUAUGCUAACGCUGAUUGGGCAAGUGACAUCUCUGAUCACAAAUUCACUUCACACUGUUGCUCAUUUUCGUUUUCUUCUUGGCAAACUUUCGUUACUUUCUGGGCUCGCAUCCUCAGUUUGAGGGGGUGUGUGAAUUAUGUAGUUUAUAUUAUUCAUUAAGGAUAGUAUAGUCCUUUAGGUUGUUAGGGUUUGAUUAGGGUUUGACUCUAUUAGAUUAUAUAUUUGUAUUUGUUUGAUUGAUCAUUCAACAAUAAUACUGACAAGUUUGUUAUCAAAUGUAUCUUUAUUAUGCUGUGCAUGUUUAAUAGCUCUCAAAAUGGAAAAACUCUUGAAUGGUUUUCAUUCUCGGUAUCAGUCCUGCUGAUACAGUUUAUUAUGCUGGUCUUACUUGGAGCAGGAAUAGAGUACUGGUCUUUGUUUUGUACAAGAAGGAAAGCCCGUGUUGAAACUAUGCUUUAGAAAAGGGUUUGGAGAAGUAGUUUCUAUCCAUGGUGACAAAGCACAACAUGCACGUACAAAGGCAAUAUCACUAUUCAAGGAGGGAAGCUGUCCUUUAAUGGUAUGCGGUUGUUUGAAAAUAGCCACUGAUGUGGCUGCCCGAGGAUUGGAUAUUCCUGAUGUUGAAGUAGUGAUAAAUUAUAGUUUUCCUCUCACAACAGAGGAUUAUAUCCACAGAACAGGCAGGACUGGACGAGCUGGUAAGAAGGGUGUUGCCCACACAUUUUUCAUGAAGGAAAACAAGGGAUUAGCUGGGGAGCUGGUUAAUGUUAUGAGAGAAGCUGGGCGAACCGUUGGCACUCAUAGUCUAAGCUUUAUGGGGCUCAUUUUAAGGAGAUUGCUGCUAAUGCUCCAAAAGCUACAAAAAUAACAUUUGACAGUUCUGAUGAUGAAACUUGACUCUAAAGUUGACUCACAAGUUGAUUGUCUUGGGCCUGCAGCAAACAUGUUUAGUGGAUAUUGUUUACCAAAUUAUGGUAAAUAUAUAUUUUUUUCCAAUGCAGACGAAAUCACCCUUUUAAACUUCGUGGGUUAGUAUAUGCUAACAUGACAAGCACAGAGGCAAAUGUGAUCUUGAAUGUCGAGCAAGAUGAUUGAGGUUAUGCUCUAUAUUUUGUAGCGUUAAAUUUUGUAUUUGUUCUCUCCCUCACUCUCACACAGAUUAUCCGACUAUGAUGGUCACUAAACUUGUGCGAAACCUCAUUUUCAUUUUACUUUGUAUUUUUGAUGAAGUCCAAGAAUGUGACGUGUGUUGAUAAAUUAUUGAGGUAAAAGGUCAACAGAAUGUUUCUUUUUAGUGUAAUAUAUAAGUAUUGAUUAUUUGAAGUUCAUGUA